Molecule: messenger RNA, 681 nt
Organism: Mycena indigotica
Lineage: Eukaryota; Fungi; Basidiomycota; Agaricomycetes; Agaricales; Mycenaceae
Exons: 1
Coding region: 1-681 (226 amino acids)
Molecular function (GO): catalytic activity
Source: RefSeq, a predicted model, not a curated record
AUGUCGUGGAAUUUACAGGCAACACCUUACAAACGUGUUGAGCGGGCACAGCUCAUCUUUGAUCGCAUCUUCCGCGCCAACCUCCCUGACGUCCUCCUGCUCCAGGAAGUCAACCGUGACGUGCGCAAGGCUAUCCUGGCCGACCCCAAGCUGCGCGGGGGCUUCCUGAUGUCGGACGCGGACUCCGAAGACGACAGUGCAUUCUUCCCCUUCUCGACGAUGACCCUCCUGUCCAGGAAGCGCUUCGCAGCGGGCGGAGUAUCCAGCGGAGAGGACCAGCUGCAGAAAAUGGUGAUUAGCGACGCCUUCCGCAUGACACUGCCCAGCCGCGACGACAGGGACGCGCUCUGCAUCGACGUGUCUGACCCAGUCACGCCGGGUCACGUGCUGCGCCUCAUCAAUGUGCACCUCGAAUCGCUCGACGCCGCUUUCCGACGUGGCUUCCAGCUGUACCUGAUGAAUGCCCUCCUCCGCGAGGCUGGGUGCAGCGGCGGCGUCAUCGCAGGGAGUUUCAACGCUUUUGAGCCGUACGAUCUCACGCUUGUCGAGCAACACGGGCUGCUCGAUGCGUGGGUCAAGUUGCACGGGCCGCUCCCCCGGGCCGACGUGGGGCACUGGCGUCGACCUCGACGACGGCCUCCAGCCGGCCCGCCUCGACAAGGUCGUGAUGCUUGGCCUUGA